Erigeron canadensis is the source of this 850-nucleotide messenger RNA. RefSeq lists its product as uncharacterized. Gene Ontology annotation, molecular function: RNA binding. NCBI's taxonomy places the organism in Eukaryota, Viridiplantae, Streptophyta, Magnoliopsida, Asterales, Asteraceae. The record is from RefSeq and is a predicted model, not a curated record. The transcript has 3 exons. Bases 119 to 715 code for a protein of 198 amino acids.
GCAAAUAUCAACAACUGACUCUUUAACAUAAAUUUCCAUUGCAAAAUUAAAAUUUUGUUCCUGCAGUUAGUCAGAUUAAUCUUUCUUCCAGAUCAAUUUCGGCACUUUGAUCGCCCCGAUGGAGCUAUCACUGGAAGAAACGUAUGCUGCAUUUGAAGAAAAGGUGAAAAAGACGGUGUACGUUGACAAUCUUUCGAAUCAGGUCACCAAGUCUGUUUUGGAAACUGCAUUUGGUCAGUUUGGAACUGUAGUUAGUGUUGAGCUUAUUCCUGCCUACUUUGCGUCGUCUCUGGUUUAUGCUGCUCUUGUGGAGAUGUCGUCUGUGAAACAAGCUGACGAGAUUGUUUCCGAGAUGAGUGAGUGUCCGUUUAUGAUAUCUGGUAUGCCAAGGCCUGUCAGAGCUCAAAAAGCCGAAAUGGAAAUGUUUGAUGAUCGCCCUAAGAAACGGAACAAGAAGAUCAUAUGCCAGUGGAUGGAUCCAAACGAUCAGAAGUUUGAGACAGCUAAGAAGAUCAAAGAAUUGACCAAAAAGCAUGCAGCUGAGGCCGCAUUUAUGAUGGAGCUGCAACUUGCAAAGGAAGAGAAGCUGCAUAAUCAGCAGAACGAGACAUUGAGAGCAAACUAUAAGAAAUAUGAGCUGAUUGAUGGGGCACAAGGCAAUGGAACUGUUAAGCAAUUGGCAGCAUGUUAUAAAUUAACACUCAAUGAGUGUUGAUUGACGUCUUAUAGCUAUCCCUGUAACAUCUCAUUCUUAACCCGAAACUUGCAAAUGUACUUGUCAAAAGUAGCUGUAUAGAUUUGUAAAUAUGUUAUGCAAAUUAUGCUUAAGAAAUAUACUUUAGAUUAUUUC